AUGGCACAGUGCUUCAGUGUCAUGGCCUCGCAGCUUGCCCUGGGCCUUGUCCCGGUGCAUGAAGGCGGUGGCACCCUCUUUGGCGAGCAAAAGCUCUUCAUGGACAAGACCGUGGACCGGCACAUGCAUAUGGUGAGCUGCAUAUCUAACGAUGCCACCAUGUACGUCAAUUCUCCGUCGGAACCCAUGCUGGCAAUCGCUGCCUCGCUCAUCAUGUUGUGCACUGGCGCAAAAAAUGUUGGGUCGAAGCCAGUCGACAUGUACGGCUCCAUCAUGGGAAACUUCCAAGGCCAAUGCCUUGUGGACUCGGCAAUCGCCAGAUUCAAGGGGAUGUAUGGAGAGCUAGCCUCGUGCAUGGCCUUGGUUGUCGCCUGGGACGCAGCAAAGUGCAAAGAGCUGGAUGCGCUCAAGCAACAGAAAACAUCGGAGCAUGUCAAGGUGCUGACCCGCGCGGUGCCUCUCGAAACCAUCCUUUCAGAGCUUGCUAACCUCGACAAGGCCAACGCUAACCAAUUGCGCCAACACAUCUCUCCCGAAUACCUGUGGUACUGUUGGAAGCAUGGAGUUGGACUGCAAAUGGCACACUCGCAGCAUGGCAUCGACAGCAUCCUCCCCGUCUUUAUGGGCAACCUCGAUCGGCCCUUUGUUACUCCCACUGGCACGCAGGAUGAUGCUGCCACCAGCAUCGAGAUGCACGCCGCACGCUACAUGACCUACGUUGCAUGGGAGGCCAAGAAUCGCGACGAACCGCAGCCAGGAGCCAGAUCAGGUAAGCCGGAUGUAAUGCUCAAGCUCGCUGGACCAUCGAUUAUGCACACCUCACAUGCACUGCCGGGUGAAAAGCCACUCACUGAAAGGGCUCUGCUCUGCAUUCUGCUUGACCUGGGCACCUCAACAUCAUUUGCCAGCAAACCUAAAGGAUCCCGCCCGCGAGUGCAGACGAUCAAUGGCACUGAAUGCCCUCGACUCUGCAUCCGAGGUGUGACCAACAAGCACGCCUAUCCUUGCCUCGACGUUUUGAAGAUCCGAGCCAUCUUUGAGCAAAUCUUGACCACUCUUGCCAUGAUACCCACCUUCGAGAAGUUCAAUGUGGUGUCCAAUCCGAUUUGGAACGAUUGCGUCCAGCCUGCGCUGCCCUCGAUCUCGGCAACUGGAGCGUCCAAUCCACCACCAUCAGCAGCAGCAGCAGCAGCAACAGAUGAUGAUAAUGGCACGGCUCAAUGCAAAAAACAGCGUAUGGAUCUGGAUUGA
Ustilago hordei is the source of this 1251-nucleotide messenger RNA. RefSeq lists its product as uncharacterized. The transcript has 2 exons. The record is from RefSeq and is a predicted model, not a curated record. Lineage: Eukaryota; Fungi; Basidiomycota; Ustilaginomycetes; Ustilaginales; Ustilaginaceae. The coding region runs from base 1 to 1251 and encodes 416 amino acids.